Messenger RNA from Vicugna pacos (alpaca), 2463 nucleotides. NCBI's taxonomy places the organism in Eukaryota, Metazoa, Chordata, Mammalia, Artiodactyla, Camelidae. The record is from RefSeq and is a predicted model, not a curated record.
GACGGCGGGAGCCCGUGCGGUCUCCACGGACAGACUCCCGCACCAAGGGCGCCCCGCCACCUUCCUCCGCUGUCCCCGAAGAUGUCCGGAGCUAUCUUCGCUCCUCUGGAGGGCCCGAGCGCGCUGGACGCGGCAAGCGGCCACCCGCUUGUGUGCCCGCUGUGCCACGCACAGUACGAGCGCCCGUGCCUGCUGGACUGCUUCCACCACUUCUGCGCCGGCUGCCUGCGCGGCCGCGCCGCCGAUGGCCACCUCUCCUGCCCGCUGUGCCAAUACCAGACGGCGGUGAAGGGCCCCAGCGGGCUCCCUCCAGUGGAUCGGCUGCUGCAGUUCCUGGUGGACAGCUCAGGGGAUGGCCUGGAGGUGGUGCGCUGUGCCAACUGUGACCUGGAGUGCGGCAAGCAGGACGCGGAGACCACGUACUUCUGCAACACCUGCGGGCAGCCGCUGUGCGCGCGCUGCCGCGACGAGACGCACCGGGCACGCAUGUUCGCGCGCCACGACAUCGUGAGCCGGGCCCACUGCGUGGAUCUCGAGUCGGCGUAUGUGCAGGGCUGCGAGCGGCUGCAGCAGGCGGUGCUGGCGGUGAAGGCCCUGCAGACCGCCACGCGGGAGGCCAUCGCGCUGCUGCAGGCGAUGGUGGAGGAGGUGCGACGCAGCGCAGCCGAUGAGGAGGCCGCCAUCCACGCCCUCUUCGGCAGUAUGCAGGACAAACUGGCAGAGAGGAAAGCGCUGCUGCUUCAAGCUGUACAGAGCCAGUAUGAAGAAAAGGACAAGGCCUUCAAGGAGCAGCUCUCCCAUUUGGCCACUCUGCUGCCCACCCUGCAGGUUCACCUGGUCAUCUGCUCUUCCUUCCUCAGUUUGGCCAACAAGGCUGAGUUCCUGGACCUGGGCUAUGAGCUGAUGGAGAGACUGCAGGGCAUCGUCACACGGCCACAUCGCCUGAGGCCAGCACAGAGCAGCAAGGUGCACAGGCGGCGCCGCUGGGGUGGCACCAGCAUGCUAGCAGGGGGCUCGGGCCCCAAGGUAAUGCUGGGGCCCAGCUGUCCUUCCCCAGUGGGAAAGAUGUUGGGGUCACCGGUCCAAAAGCCCACGCUGCACCGGUCCAUCAGUACCAAGGUGCUGCUGGCAGAGGGUGACGAUUCACCCUUCAUGGAGCACUGCCGCCACUAUGAGGACUCCUACCGGAGCCUGCAGAUGGAGAUGCAGAACCUGAAGGACCAGGUCCAGGAGUUGCACCGGGACCUCACCAAGCACCACUCGCUCAUCAAGGCCGAGAUCAUGGGCGACAUUCUGCACAAGUCCUUGCAGGUGGACGCCCAGAUCACUGCGGAGUACGCGUCCGUGGAGGGGAUGAGAGUCGUCUUCCAGGAGAUUUGGGAGGAAUCCUACCAGCGGGCGGCUAAUGAGCAGGAGAUUUAUGAAGCCCAGCUCCGUGACCUUCUCCAGCUGAAACAGGAGAAUGCCUACCUGACCACCAUCACCAAGCAGAUCACACCCUACGUCCACUCCAUUGCCAAGGUGAAGGAGCGGCUGGAGCCCAGGUUUCAGGCACCCGUGGAUGAACAGUCGGACCACCUCCAAAACACGUAUGACGACGGCGUGAAUGGCGAGGCCCAGGCCAGGAAUGAUCCAGUAAGUGUCUUGGAAAAGAGAGAGAAGACCUCAGAGCCUAAAGGGAACAGCCGGGCUCUGAGCAGCCUCACAGAUGAGCCUUCACUGAAAAACAAAGAUUCUCAUAGACCCAAACCAAAAAAUGGGGGUGACAUCCCCACGCGGAGAGAGCGCCCAGCCUAGCAACUGGGACUGGUCCCUGGUGGUCGGGCUUUUUACAAAGGCUGGGAAAUUGAAGGCAAGGUGGUUCCCAUCAUUUUUUUCAAAGGUGUACUUAUGUAUCAGCAGUAAACCCCAGAAACUUUGCCAGGUCCUAAUUUCAGAUUCUUUGGCUUAGUCUAGACUUCAAGUUGCUCAAAGUCGUGGUCCUCAUGAUGGUUACUUGGGACAGUGUCCCUCCCAGUCCAUCUGGAAAAUGUUAAAUGUGUGAACACCCAGCCUCAGGCCCCUCGUUCACUCUGCAUCUCCCUGGCGUCUGCGGGCUGGGCCCCUCAAGCUUCCGUUGGGGUGCACCUGUCUGAAAUUUAGACAAGGAGACUGUCCCACUGUGCAGCAGCUGCCCUGCCUCAGAGGAAUCCAGUUCCUCCAAAAUCACAGCCCCGCUGUUAACCGGGAGCUGCUGGAAAGUUCCACCCAGUAAUCUGAGCACUGACUCAGCAAAAGGGAGAAACCUUCACUCCAGCUGAGCUCAUGAAGCAAAGCAAUAGCACCUGGCGGCCUGCAGCCUGCGGCCUGCGGCCUGCGUGGCAGGAGGCAGCCACCAUCAUGGCUUCCCUGCUACCUAUUCCGACCCCGAUCGCUCUCCUGCUGUUCGCCCUUUAUUGCUAUUAAAGCACAAUUCACCAGCAA